Messenger RNA from Triticum dicoccoides, 800 nucleotides. RefSeq lists its product as uncharacterized. The coding region runs from base 85 to 573 and encodes 162 amino acids. NCBI's taxonomy places the organism in Eukaryota, Viridiplantae, Streptophyta, Magnoliopsida, Poales, Poaceae. The transcript has 3 exons. The record is from RefSeq and is a predicted model, not a curated record.
CCUUCAUCCUCCUGAGGGCCAAGAACCAACCCUAGCCGCACCAACGACCAACAAGCCAAGAUCCAUAGUCGCCGUUGACCGAAGAUGGCGAUGGCGGCUCUCCGAUGCGCCGCCGGAAGGAGGCUCGCCGGUGGCGGCCGCCUUCUACCGCCGGCGCUCAGCCGGCUUCGCCCCGCCGCUCCCGGCUUGGGCCGCCCGAAUCUCACGCUCACGCAGGCCUUGUCAUCGCACGGGAAAGAAGAAGCCGGGAGGGAGGUCCUGGAGCAGAUCCAGGAGAAGAAGGAGAGGCUCUACGACCUCAUCCUGCGCCACGGCUAUAAGCGCAACGACGGCUCCAUGUGCUACUCAAACGUUCAGCUCAUGCACCAUCUCUCGGCGCACAUCAAACCUAGGCCCCAAAGCAUCGCCUGGCGUUACCUUCGGAAAGUUCAUAGCCUCUAUAUUCUCUGGAUGUGCUUAAGCCCUGGCAUAAGCGCCUACGCAAUCUGGAACAUAUAUAAAGCGGGGGGAAACAACUUGGGUGCUGUUCAACAGGGAGGACAAGAAUUGAGUAACAAGAAUUGCAUCGGUUAGGGGGAAGAAGUGGUUGUCUGCUGAAGCUUGUCACUCAAGACUGUCAAUGGACUAAUGGAGAAUCGGUUGAUAGUGAUGUCUUUGAGAAUUGCCGGUCUCCUCAGGUUGCCAAAGUCUUGUGGAGAAUUGGUCACUCGCCUCCCUUUCUGUUUCCUUGACUAUCCUCUGACGUUGUGUAAUGAUGCUUAACUGAUAUCUAUAUAUAUUUUGUGAGAUUUGCAUGUCCA